GCGGGAGCUGACGGGAAUUAUUACCAACCCGGUGAUUGUGAAAGUGGUGAAUUCUGGGUUUGCCCCACCAAUAUCCCAGGAGCCUUUUGGGGUGGCUUGGGUCUGGUCUGAGCAGAUUGUCCCUGCCUUCUUUAACACAGAGCCUAGAGAUCCCAGCAUGCACUGCUGGAUGGAGCAUUGCAUGCUGGGAAGAGGGUGCCUGGGCGGGGGAGCUGGCCUCUGCCCUGCCAGUCGUGCUCCCAGUGUGGCAGAGGGAUCACCGGUGGCCGGGGUUUGACUACCGAGGUCGCCCCCAGAAGUGGCUGCCUGCCUCCCUCAUUGGCUUCAGAGCUAGCCUGUUCACCCCCUCACUGGCCAAGAGGAGCCCGGCAGUUGCUGGGGGUCAGACACUUCCCAGCAGCCCCCCAUGGGUGAGACCCGGCCCCUGGCAGGGGUGGGUCUGACGUGUGGAGUCAGAGCAUAAGCUCAGAGUACAGGAAACUGGCGGCUGGCAGGAGCUAGUACUGGUGCCACCUGGCUUGAAGUGGGAUCCCACCGCUGACACAAGGAGCUUCUGACCUGGGGGGGGGCAUUAGGGGGCUCCCCUCCUGGCUUCCCCUCUGACACGGGGGAGAGGGGGUUGGACAGUGCCCCUCACUCUCCUCCCCUUCUCUGGGAUCCUGGUGGUACUGCCCCUUCUAUGGGCCUCAGCUGUGGGGAGCCGGGCUGGGGACAAUGGGCCCAGUAUGUUACCCGAGAGCCAGCCCCCUGGCCCCUGCGUCAGCAGCCGGCCCCACUCGCCCUCGCUCCCAGCUUGAGUUUGUGGCACUGGAUUGUUUAAGAAGCGAAGCGGACGGGGGAGAGAAUUUGAGCCUGGUGACUUGGCUGUGCCCGCUGCCCAGGGGUGGGUCUCUGUCUCCCCUCCUCCCGCUCUGAGCGGCCUGGCCAGUUGACACGAAGACUCCUUGUCUGUUGUGGACAUGCAGCCCCCUCUGGGGUGGACCAAAGCAGCCGUGCUACGCAGUCGGCGGUGACCAGCCCUAUCCUGGGAGCGCCACGAGGCCAGAACAUGGCAGUGCCCCGGCUGGUGUCCAGGAUGGGCGUCCCCGAGGACCGGGGGAGCUGGAAUUGUCAGAAGGACGCAGGGGCGAUGUUCUAUCCAAAACCUGGUGCCUGCCGCAGCACAGUCCCCCCCACAGCUGCGUGUGCGUCAGGGCUGCCUUAUCCGAUCUCCAUUGCGGUGGCCGUGCAGGAUUACAUCGCCCCUGACUGCCGCUUCAUGCCCAUCCAGCGCGGGCAGGUCGUCUACGUCUUCUCCAAGCUGAAGGGCCGCGGCCGGCUGUUCUGGGGCGGCAGCGUGCAGGGGGAUUAUUACGGGGAGCACCCCGCCCGCCUGGGCUUCUUCCCCAGCAGCGUGGUCCAGGAGAGCCAGUACCUGAAGCCGGGGAAGGUGGAGGUCAAAACCGAUCAAUGGGAUUUCUCCUGCCAGUGAGUCCUGCCUUGGCCCCAGCUCCCGGCGCUCGCUUGGAUCCCAGCACAGCUGCUUGGGCGCCGCAGCUCCAGCGCUGGGCCCAGGGCCUGGGGCUGAAGUGAAUUUCCUUUGCUGUAGCAAUAAUUCCCCCCGCCCCCGCUGGGUGCUCUGGUCCUGGGGCAGCUCCCUGUAGCUUCACCCUUACUGCCCCCCACCUGUGGCCAGUCCUAAAUAAACUCCCAUGCAGCAAA
This is a messenger RNA of Chelonia mydas (Green sea turtle), 1701 nucleotides long. It is a transcript of the gene MIA, whose product is annotated as MIA SH3 domain containing. Lineage: Eukaryota; Metazoa; Chordata; Testudines; Cheloniidae. Gene Ontology annotation, molecular function: protein binding. The transcript is spliced from 4 exons. Gene Ontology annotation, biological process: extracellular matrix organization. The record is from RefSeq and is a predicted model, not a curated record. The coding region runs from base 1049 to 1471 and encodes 140 amino acids.